This is a messenger RNA of Erigeron canadensis, 1262 nucleotides long. Its product is annotated as pectate lyase 1-like. The transcript has 4 exons. The record is from RefSeq and is a predicted model, not a curated record. Gene Ontology annotation, molecular function: pectate lyase activity. The coding region runs from base 31 to 1260 and encodes 409 amino acids. Lineage: Eukaryota; Viridiplantae; Streptophyta; Magnoliopsida; Asterales; Asteraceae.
AUAUUUUUCACCCUCACGUUUGCUUUUUUGAUGCCAUCUAUUCUAGCUCGGUCACCCGACGAUGACAAGACCAUUGCAGAUGUCGUGGACUACGGUGGCGAAAGUGGUAUGGAUGAUAAGAAUGCCGCAUAUAACCCUGAGCAAUUCCCUGGAAAAUAUUCUGGAGAUGUCGAAGCGUCAAUAACGGAAAAGAACUCAACAAGGAGAGGCCUAAAUGAAUGUGCGACCAAAAAUCCAAUAGACAAGUGUUGGAGGUGCAAAGCAGAUUGGGCGGACAACCGAGAAGCAUUAACCCAAUGUGUGAUUGGUUUCGGAGCAGGAACCACUGGUGGCGCGGGCGGGGAAGUCUACACGGUGACUGAUCCAUCAGACGAUACCCCUGAGAGUCCCAAGGAAGGGACGUUGCGUUAUGGUGCUACCCAAAACAAACCUGUUUGGAUCAUUUUCGAAAAAGAUAUGGUCAUUACUUUGAAACACGCACUUCCAGUCACUAGUGACACGACUAUUGAUGGUAGAGGUGCGAAAGUGGAGAUCGCUUUUGGUGCAGGCAUCAGCGUCCAUACUGUCAAAAAUGUCAUCAUUCAUGGGAUUCACAUUCACGAUACAAAAGAAUCGCCAGGUUAUGCAGGGAAAACAGGUUGUGAUGGUGAUGCUGUUGCUGUUAAGACUUCUUCCAAGAUAUGGGUCGACCACUGCACGUUUAGUGGAGGUGUAGAUGGGCUCCUAGAUGUCACUGUUGGUAGCACAGGCGUAACACUUUCUAACAACAAAUUCAGCGAUCACGACAAAAUCAUGUUGCUCGGGGCAGAUGAUAGCCACGCUGAAGAUAAAGCAAUGUUAACCACGGUUGCGUAUAACAAGUUUGAUCAAGGAUGCGUCCAAAGAAUGCCUAGAUGUCGACAUGGCUUUUUCCAAGUCGUCAACAACGACUACAACAAAUGGGGAUUGUAUGCUAUCGGUGGUAGUGCAGCUCCUACUAUCCUUAGCCAAGGCAACAAAUUCGUGGCUCCAGAUGCGGCUGACAAGAAAAAUGUGCUACAAAGGAGUGAUGCUCCAGAAUCAGAAUGGCAGAAUUGGAACUGGAGAACAGAUUCAAAUGAUGUAUUGGAGAAUGGAGCUGUCUUUACGGCAUCCGGGUCUGACCCACAGCUAAGUGCUGAACAACAAGCCGGUAUGAUUCCAGUUGAACCAGGAUCCAACGUUCCACAACUCACCAGUUGUGCUGGUGCACUCUCAUGUGUGGUCGGCCAACCUUGUUAACC